Penicillium maclennaniae is the source of this 651-nucleotide messenger RNA. RefSeq lists its product as uncharacterized. The transcript has 2 exons. The record is from RefSeq and is a predicted model, not a curated record. Gene Ontology annotation, molecular function: hydrolase activity, acting on carbon-nitrogen (but not peptide) bonds. Lineage: Eukaryota; Fungi; Ascomycota; Eurotiomycetes; Eurotiales; Aspergillaceae. Bases 1 to 651 code for a protein of 216 amino acids.
AUGUCUAAAGUGUCAUGGAUGUCAAAAGACUACCCAAUUGACCAAUACGAUGGGCCACCGCGCAACGUCGCAUACAUUGAUGAUCUUGAUUUUGAAUGCAAUCUUCGGCCCGUCAAGUAUGAGAUCGCCGGAACAAGCGCCUCGUCGGAAAUCCUCAUUCUAGACGUUGAGAUCCUGGAAGCCACCGGCCGGGAGCCCUACAGAGGAGAUGUCCACAUCGUAGGCGAGAGAUUCGCUCAUGUGGGCGAGGUUCCCAACAAAGACAAACUCCUGGAAGAUUCUAGCGUCCGAGUUUUCUACGGAAAUGGACGCACGUUGAUGCCAGGGUUGGGGGAUUCCCACACCCACUUCACCUGGAAUGGCGGCAAUCUAGAUCAGCUGGGGGACCUCGGUGUUGAGGAGCAUACUCUUCUUACCGCCAGAAGCGCCGAAUGUUUUCUGGAUUCCGGGUACACUAUGUGCUUUGGAGCUGCAUCUGCUAAGAAACGCCUGGAUAUCGUGAUUCGAGACGCAAUCAACGCUGGAGAUAUCCCUGGUCCUCGAUUCUUGGCUAAUGGUCAGGAAAUGGCACGAAGAGGAGGCGAGCUAGUCGGAGGGAUCACUGCGUACGCUGAUGGACCCGAGGAAAUGCGUGAAGUGUACGGCACAUGA